Trichoplusia ni (cabbage looper) is the source of this 1359-nucleotide messenger RNA. RefSeq names its product U1 small nuclear ribonucleoprotein 70 kDa (gene snRNP-U1-70K). The record is from RefSeq and is a predicted model, not a curated record. Gene Ontology annotation, molecular function: mRNA binding; U1 snRNA binding. Gene Ontology annotation, cellular component: U1 snRNP; precatalytic spliceosome; U2-type prespliceosome. Bases 197 to 1300 code for a protein of 367 amino acids. The transcript is spliced from 9 exons. NCBI's taxonomy places the organism in Eukaryota, Metazoa, Arthropoda, Insecta, Lepidoptera, Noctuidae. Gene Ontology annotation, biological process: mRNA splicing, via spliceosome.
AUUACAACACCAAUGGCGGAGAAAAGCGCGUUGUGUGUGAUUAAAGCAGUAUCGUAUUUUUCUUAAAUAUAAAAUAAAAUAGCGUAAAUUAGUUUCAAAGUUGAUUAGAUAUGAAUAAGACUAUGUUUAGAGUAUAUAAUGUGUAAUAGAAGUGCCUGUGCAGUGUUACAUUGAAGUUAGUUAGUGGCGUGGAACAAUGACGCAGUUUUUGCCACCGAACUUGUUGGCAUUAUUUGCGGCGCGGGAUCCUAUCCCUUACCUGCCGCCGGCCGCUAAACUCCCUCACGAGAAGAAACAAAAAGGCUACGAUGGCGUCGGAGCCUUCCUUAAUGUCUUUGAGCACCCAUCGGAGACUCCGCCCCCGACACGAGUCGAGACCCGCGAGGAGCGCCUGGAGCGGCGCCGGCGCGAGCGCGCCGAGCAGACCGCCUACAAGCUGGAGCAGGAGAUCGCGCUCUGGGACCCCAGCACCAACGCCAGGGCCACCAUGGAUCCUUUCAAGACUCUGUUUGUGGCCAGGAUCAACUAUGACACGUCAGAAUCCAAAUUGAGAAGAGAGUUUGAAGGAUAUGGGGCUAUUAAAAAAAUCUGCAUGAUCUUCAACAAGGACAGCAGCAAGCCGCGCGGAUACGCCUUCAUCGAGUACGAACACGAGAGAGACAUGCACUCCGCGUACAAACACGCCGACGGCAAGAAGAUCGACGGCAAGCGAGUGCUUGUUGACGUCGAGAGGGCGAGGACCGUCAAGGGAUGGUUGCCGAGGAGGCUCGGUGGAGGUCUCGGCGGAACCCGCAGGGGAGGAGCAGACGUGAACAUCAAGCACUCCGGGAGAGAGGACAACGAGAGGGAGCGGGAGCGGUACCGCCUCGAGCAGCGGGACAGGGACGACCGCGCCAGGCAUGAGCGGCCUGCCGACAGGAGUGGCAGCGGGCGGCGGCGCUCCCGCUCCCGCUCGCGGCGCCGCUCCGCCUCGCGCGGGCGCCGCCGCGAGCGCGAGCGGGAGCGGGACGCCAACGGUCGCCGCCGCCGCUCCCGCUCGAGAUCAGAGCGACGUCGUGAGCGACGCUCCGAGCGAGACAAGGAGCGCGAGAGGGAGCGGGACAAGAAGAGGUCCAGGCGAGACCGUGACAGGAAGGAACACAAGGUCAAGCCCGAGGACAUCAAGGUCAAGGAGGAACCGCUCGAUGACUACCCCGAGUUCAGUAUGGCGCCCCUCGACGUACAGAUUAAGCAAGAACCGCAUGAGGAUGAGAAUAAAUACAACCCCGAGGACACAAACGGUGACGACUACAACUACUAGAUGUCUAUAGAGGACACACGGACAGAUAUUAUGUAAUUAAUUAAUAAAUAUUACAAGAA